AUGACCUCUUCUCCUUCUUUUCUUCUUGAACUUUCAGCCCCAGCAUCCUCUCCCCUGGAAAAAUGUCAUAGCGACUUGCCCUUACCUCCCGGGGGGAAAGAAUUCAGUCCUGUCCUCACCCUCAAGCUGCCUCUGUCGAACACGAAAGGUUUCAGCGACCACUCUGCCCAUGCUGCCGGCCCUUCCCCAAACGCAGGCAAAAGGUGCAACGACCCCCCUCAUCCCAAAAGGUGCAAUGGCUCCUCUCACCCCAAAAACCCUUUCUCUUGCCACACCGGCGCGUCCCCCCUCCCACCUCGACGGAUCCCUUUACCCCCUCCACCUUCCUCUCCACCCCCACGGGGGAGAUGUUCUCUUGAACCCUUCUCCCCACUCCUUGGAAGGCUCUACUGCCACGACACCAGCCUCUCUGGUUCAUCGCCUCCGAGCCCUUGCUUUGACCCGUGCAGCCAUCUGGGGUCACCCACUCUCCCUCAGCGGAGCCCUUAUUGCAGCUGGGUCAGUUCCCCAAGACCACAGCGUCCUUGUCCUCAAAACCCUUGCUUUGACCAGCAUACUUACCUUUGUUACUGUAGUCCGGUGAUCUCCCCUCCCCUCCCCCAUCGGCUCCCAGGAACCAGCCCAGUGACCUCCCCUCAGCUCAUUCAUGUACCCCUAGAAACUGUCCCCGUGGUUUCACCUCCCCUCACUCAGGAAGCCAAGGGAACUUGCGCUGUGAUUUCACCUCCUCUUACUCAUAGGCUCCCAGUAACUGGCGUUACCGUUUCACCUCCUCUUGCUUGCCACCCAGUGGAAACUAGACCUAUAAUCUCUACAACAGUUUCUCAUAGGGUUUUGGAAACUGGGUCCAUGGUCUCCCCGCUAUUCCCUCAUUGGUCCUCAGGGAGAAGUUACAAUGAUCCUCCUCUUUCUGCAGCUUCAACACCUACUGGCAGCCUUUACCAUGGCCCCCUUAAGCCUCCAGACUCUUGUGAACCCAAACCACAGCUUGACCUGCCCCUUGGGAAAAACUGUUAUGGUGCCUCACUUUCUUCUCAGGCAGGCAUGCCUGGCUUUCCCAGCUCACCUCAGGAGGGCUCUUUUCAUUACUCCCAUCUUUCCUCAGAGGCCCACUUAUCUGCCCCUGGGAACCCUUACUGUGCCAUCCUCAUACCCCCUGAGAGUACUGGUUCUCCUACCUCAUCCCAGUCCCAGGCUCCCAGGAAGCCUUGCUUUGAGUCCUUUCUCUCCUGGGAGUCUGAUGGGAGCUCUUAUGUAUUCCUAACCCCAGGUACCAGGAUUUCUGUUCCUCCUUGUCCUCCAGAACCAUCUCUUCCUCACUAUCCUUAUUCUGCUUUCUACUUCCCUUCAUCCCUGGGCAACCAGUUUAUAGCUCCACCCCAGUCACCCUCCCGCAGAAGCUAUAAUGAACCCCCUCUCCCUAAUCCAGUUCCCCUCCAAGCAAAGUCCCCCAAAUUCUCAGAGUCAAGACAGCCACGCACUCCCCAUAGAUGUCUUUCCCUAGACAACACUCCCCAGCACACCCCUCUUGGCCAGACCAAGCCCCCUAAGGCCAGUACCUCUCCUCUCACUCCCUCCCGCCCCUCUGGCCUUUCUGGUUCUUCUUGUACAGAGCCAUGCAUCACAACUCCUUCAAAUUCCGGUCCCAAAGAACAUCCUCCAGGGAAUGCUGUACUACACCCUGUGGUCCCUGGACUCAUCAAAACUGUUGCCCCUUCUUCCCUUCCCGACUGCUUGCCUUGUGAGCCUGUCUUACCCAGUAAUUUUGCUAAGAGCAGUCUCCAUAGACCCUCCAUGAUGUCCCCCUGCAAUACCCAUAUGUACUCUAUGGUUCCCCCCCCAUCCCAUCCGUACCCACUCUCUGGCUCCCUCAGUCACUCUACAGGCCCCCCUCAGUGUCUUAACCACCCCCUGGUGCCCCCCUGUGGCACCUAUAAUGCUCCCAGAGGCCCACCCCUACUCCAUCGCAAGCCUGUGGUGCCUCCUUGUUCUACCCACAUCUAUUCUUUCAUCCCUCUGAGAACACCCUUUGACCCCCAAUGUUUACCAAUUGUCCCCCGAACUUGGCCCUGCCCUGAUUCCAUCCCCUGUGGCCUUCAUACCUGCUCUGUGGCUGCUCAACGUCCCCUGAAAGAACCCUGUCAGGUCUCCUACAGCUGCCCUAUGCCUUCAUCCAAGAACUCCACCUGUAGCACUAAGACCAGUUGUAGUUCAACAGUUACCAGUGUUACCAGUGCAUGCCAGAGUAGUGAGAGCCUGAGCAAGAAUCAGAGUAUCCGCCUUAGCAGAAGUCGGAGCCACAGCAAGAGUCCUCAUAAAAGUAGGAGCCGGAGCAGUAGUCCUCACCGAGGCAAAAUUCACAUCCAGGGUGUGAGCCUUAAGGGCCAAAAUUGCAGUACUCACCAUGACAGAAGUCGGAAGAAGAGCAAGAGUCCCAAUAGUGGUAAAAAUCAGUGCCGGAGCAAGAGUCCCUACCAUAGCAAAAGUCAUGGUCAGAGCAAGAGUCCCUGCAGUAACAAGAAAUGUGGGCCAGAGCAAAAAUUCUGACCAGAACAAAAACCCAGGCCAGAGCAGUCACAGGCAGUAACAAGACUGUUGGCAAUAGCAAGCAUCCUAACUGCAGCAAUC
Messenger RNA from Castor canadensis (American beaver), 2628 nucleotides. Its product is annotated as sperm head and tail associated protein-like. The record is from RefSeq and is a predicted model, not a curated record. Lineage: Eukaryota; Metazoa; Chordata; Mammalia; Rodentia; Castoridae.